CUAAGUUUCUCACCAGGCUAAUCCACUUUCCCAUUUUGCACAUAUCAAGUCAAUAUCGGAAAACUUUGUAUAAUGAGUAACCUACCGCUUUGUACUACAAGUUGAAUGCCCAAAUAAAACAAUCAGAUGAUGAUAUGUGAUACAAUUUGAGUAUUCUCAAUCUCUCAGUUUUCUUUGCAAGAGAGGAAAAAGCUUUAAUUCUGUACUGUUAUGGAAGAGGUAAUACACAGCAAAAUGACACCUUCUUCUGCAUUAGAUUCCGUGACAUGGGAAGAAAUUGACCUUGCUGAAAGCUAUCUUGUUAGUGGUAUGUUUGAGGAGGCAGCGGCUUUGGCCUCUUCUAUUUCCACACGUUUAUGUGAUUAUAGACACACAUACAGCGAGGAUGAGAUCCUAUGGCACAACAUGAUGGAAUCGUCUGUGAUGGUGCUAGUCCAGGCUUGGAGAGAAACUGGAAGGACAUCAGAUAUAUUGAAUGAGCUCAAGUCUUAUUUUGGAUCAGUGACUGAAAUUCCAGUUCAUGUUGUUCUUACAGGCGCAUGUGUGCAGCUCUCAGGUGGGCAUCCCUCUAGAGUUCGUGAUUUUCUAGAGGAUUUUCUUGCAAGAUGGCAGUUCAAUAACGAGAAAGACCAUGUUUCUGUGCGUCCAAAUGUGCGAAAAAAUGAUGUGGUACUAUCUGCUAAGCGGUCCACAUUAGAAGUGGACCAAUAUCUCAAAGUCGUUGAAUUUUAUGCAACACUUCUGGGAAUGGUUCUAAAUGAUGUUGACCAUGCUCUUUCAUGGGUUGAGCAAGCCCAGUUACCAGAGGAAGCAAGGCAGGAUCUCUUGAGGAGACUCGUCUCUCUGAAUUCUCUUAAAUCAUCUAGCUCACUUGGUGCAGUUUCAGUAUCAAUGGAUGAGGAACCUGAAUGUCACCCUUUAUCUUUGAAAGAAGUUAAACAAUCAGACAAGACCAUGACAGUCCUAAGUACCCAAUGUCACAAUAGCGUUGUUGAUACAAAACACUCGAUCUGGAUAUCUUUGCAGAACAUGACCCAGAAAACUUGCCAUUCUGUUAUUGCAUCUAAAGGGAAGAUCUUCAUUGGUUGUUUGAUCUUUUUGAUCUGCUAUUUCAUCCGGAAGAAACGAGAAACCAUAAAAAGGGUUGUUUUAAGGCGAGUGUUAUCAAUGAAACAAGCUUUGACGGACCUCUGGAAGCUUGCAUUUUCAUACCAAGUGAACCCAUUGGCUGCCGUUCAGCCCCUUCCUACCUCAGCAAACCGGAGCAGGUGAUUGUGCAUGGAUGGACGAUAGUGCCUUGAUCUUGAUAUCGCAAAAUUCACCAUAAGCUCAAAUCUGAUUUUGUUUUCUUCUUCUGAAAGAACAUUUAUCUGAUGGUGCUUAUUGUGGUGCUAUGGUGAUGAGUGCAAAUUGCUGCAAUCAGUCAGGAGUUCAUUGUGGUAGGUCCCCUUAUGGGAGGGGAAAUGCCUCAGUUUGAGGUGUGGUUGAACCAUCUGUAAAGAACAAGAAAUGUGCAAGACAAAAUAUUCAGUUCAUAUUGACUCUGUAUGUGUAUGGAUCAAAAGUGGUUGAUUCAUGCUCAAUCCUUGAUAUGUCAUAUUUAUAUAUAGUUUUUAGAUGCAUUUUGAUUGCAUUUAGAACUCCUUUUAGAGCAUUUAGGUGUAUAAUGGAAUGAAUUACGUAAGUUGUGCUCUA
This is a messenger RNA of Beta vulgaris subsp. vulgaris (sugar beet), 1695 nucleotides long. Its product is annotated as protein APEM9. The record is from RefSeq and is a predicted model, not a curated record. The transcript has 6 exons. Gene Ontology annotation, biological process: peroxisomal membrane transport. NCBI's taxonomy places the organism in Eukaryota, Viridiplantae, Streptophyta, Magnoliopsida, Caryophyllales, Amaranthaceae. Bases 211 to 1272 code for a protein of 353 amino acids.